GCCAACCUAGCUCAGCCACAAGCCAGUACACUCUAGCUAGCUACUAGCUUCGUAGCAAUGGCGCCCUCCAAGCUCACCCUCUUCCUCGCCCUGAGCCUGGUCCUCGUGGGAACCUCGCACGGUUGCGGAUCGUGCGGCAACACGCCGUCCGUGCCAGUCCCAACGCCGCCGAUCGCCGUACCACCGCCAGCCGUCCCAGUGCCAACCCCGCCGAUCGCCGUGCCCCCGCCGGCCGUCCCAGUACCAACCCCGCCAAUCGCCGUGCCCCCGCCGGCCGUCCCAGUACCAACCCCUGGCGGCGGCGGCACUUGUUCGAUCAACACGUUGAAGCUGAGCGCGUGCGCCAACGUACUGAACCUGCUGAAGCUCAACCUCGGCGUGCCGGCGAGCGAGCAGUGCUGCCCGCUGCUCAGCGGCCUCGCCGACCUCGACGCAGCCGUGUGCCUCUGCACAGCCAUCAAGGCCAACGUUCUUGGCAUCAAGCUCAACGUCCCCGUCGACCUCGUGCUGCUUCUCAACCAGUGCGGCAAGACCUGUCCCGCCGACUUCACCUGCCCCAACUAAAUCCAUGGAUACGUCGAUCGAUCUACAUAUGACAAACCAUGCAUGUUGUACAUGCAUGCGUACUCGUCGCCCCGUGCAUGCAUGCAUGCUUACGUUUUCUUUUCCACUGAGUAUGUAUAAGCUAGUCAUCGAUCAUUGUAUCCCGUACGUUAUGGUAUCUAGAUGAUUCGCAUAUUUGUAAAAGUAUAUACAUACUUGUACACGUACGUGGAAUAAAAAGUUUGUUCAAGUUGUGUUAGCUA
Messenger RNA from Triticum dicoccoides, 806 nucleotides. Its product is annotated as cortical cell-delineating protein-like. NCBI's taxonomy places the organism in Eukaryota, Viridiplantae, Streptophyta, Magnoliopsida, Poales, Poaceae. The transcript has a single exon. The coding region runs from base 58 to 564 and encodes 168 amino acids. The record is from RefSeq and is a predicted model, not a curated record.